Molecule: messenger RNA, 3796 nt
Organism: Anopheles arabiensis
Lineage: Eukaryota; Metazoa; Arthropoda; Insecta; Diptera; Culicidae
Gene: Kif3C
Product: kinesin-like protein KIF17
Exons: 3
Coding region: 1386-3638 (750 amino acids)
Biological process (GO): microtubule-based movement
Molecular function (GO): microtubule binding; ATP binding; microtubule motor activity
Source: RefSeq, a predicted model, not a curated record
UGUGAGAGCAUUUGUGUCGCGUUGGUGACGGGGACACCAUAACAAACCCUAUCGCGCAAAGGCUCCUCUAUUGGGCUCGUAGGCGCGCUCCCUCUUCAACUCGGCAGCAAUGCCAAGCGGACAGGAAAAGGAUAGCAGGAUCUAAUAAUGACUGAUGAUCGGCGGUACACGUUUUAUAAUUUAUACCGACUCCCUCCCCAUCACAGCAUUCCCGUAUGUAUGUUAUCAGCCGGGUGGCAUCGGCGGAAUCGAACGUUCCAGAGGUUGCUGGUGCGUGGAGAGGGAAAGAAAGAUAAACAAGGAACUAGAAGAGGGUUCGUGGAAAAAUGCCUCGCACCAUCCGGAUAAGCGGCCCCGUUCAUUGAAUCGUCAGACCCACACAGGAACAUUAGCAAACGGCGACAAUGACGAUUUUCCAUUUCUUUUGUUUUGUUUUGCUUAAUCAUUUUCCAUACCCUUAGAGGUUCAAGGUCAAUGGCGAGCAGAUGAUAGGGGGCACCCGACACUUAGUCAUGGGGAAAGUCCACCAAGCGUCCAUCCAAGUCUAAAAUCGCGUGACCGGUGGUCGGGUCGGAUGGGGAUUAUGUUUAAAUGAUUGAUUUCGUUUUUCUUUUUGCACCAAUGCGGUGAACCAAACAAAAAAACAUGGUUUGAAAUCCAUUUGCAGCACUAGAAUGUGGGGAAUGGAUAAUCGCUACAAAUAUGUUUCGAUUUUUUUUUACUAAACAUUUAUGUACCCCACGCGCCUGUGUGUCUAUCGCCUGUACUUUCGUUUACGGGGUAUCGUUCAACCUUGACCUAUAUCUAUAAUGGAUUUCCCGAUCCAUCGGAUUCGUGUACAUGGGAAUGGUAAUGUUUACCCUUUUUCCAUAUACCAUUGAACAAAUAUUUACGGCAAACUAUUUAACAAACAGUAAUAAUACACAUGCGUGGUUUUCAAAACUGUACAGCGAGUGACGCAAAUGUGUCUUUUCGGUAUUAAAAAACACGCGACUUUAAAGGCAUUUACAGUACACUAACAUAGUGUAGUGGCUUCGGCCCUAUAUAAUCAGAGGUGAUCUAUCAUCAACCCACCCGUAACAGGACCGCUGUAACAAAGCCACCCAUUCGGCUAACGAUAAUUUCUAAAGCACUGUGUAGCCUUUCACCUACAGUCGCCCCAUAUCCUAUUGCAGGCUAGAUGUAACACGCACACGGAAAGCGGAAAUGGCGUGCAGCAGCAUUUCUUCUCGCUCGUUAUUACGCCGAGCGGUUCGUCAGUUUUCACAAACGCGGCACUAACAAUCGCCUCCCCCCUGACCCGGUCAAACGGAGCCAAAUAUGAUGCCGUGCUAAAUUAUUCACCCACCAAGCGGCGAUUCGUUAGUUUCACUACAGAGCGACCGAUGAUGGGCGAGAACGUGAAGGUGGUAGUGCGGUGCCGGCCGAUGAACAAGCGGGAACAGCAAUCAAACUGCAAGAGCGUUAUACAAAUCGACAACUCAUUGGUAAAUCUAGACAAUCCGAACGAUCCGAACGCGUCGCAGAAAUCGUUCCAGUUCGACAACGCGUACGGUUAUGCGGCCACGACGGAGAACAUUUACAGCGACAUUUGCUACUCGCUGGUGGAGAGCGUCCUGGAAGGAUACAAUGCCACGAUAUUUGCCUACGGCCAGACGGGUUGCGGCAAAUCGCACACGAUGCAAGGGACGACCUACAACCUGUCCGCGGCCGAUCCGAACAAUGCGAACAACAUCGGCAUCAUACCGCGCUCGUUCGAGCACAUCUUCGAAGCGAUCUCGCUGGCCAGCGAGGUACGUUAUCUGGUGCUGGUUAGCUAUCUGGAGAUUUACAACGAAACGAUACGGGACCUGCUGCAGCCGCAGUCACCCGCCGCAACGGCCAGCACCUUACAGAUCAAGGAAGUGCCUGGGGAGGGCGUGAUGGUGCAGAACCUUUCCCUGCACACCGUGCACGGGAUGAAGGAGUGCAUCGAGCUGCUGGAGGCCGGUGCAAAGAAUCGGAUGGUCGGUGCAACGCUCAUGAACAUCGAAAGCUCCCGUUCGCACUCCAUCUUCAGCAUCAGCCUGGAGCAGAUGUCGACCAGCGUGGAAGCGGACAGCGGGGUAGCGAUCAAGCGCGGCAAGCUGAAUUUGGUCGAUCUGGCGGGAUCGGAACGGCAGAGCAAAACCGGCGCCACGGGUGACCGGUUGAAGGAGGCGACAAAGAUCAAUCUUUCACUGUCCGCGCUCGGCAACGUCAUAUCGGCACUGGUCGAUGGCAAAACGAGACACAUUCCGUACCGGGAUUCGAAGCUUACGCGGCUGCUGCAGGACUCGCUCGGGGGCAAUACGAAAACGCUGAUGAUAGCGUGCAUCUCACCGGCCGACUACAACUACGACGAAACGCUGUCCACGUUGCGGUACGCUAGCAGGGCGAAAAACAUUGCCAACAAGCCGCGCGUGAACGAGGAUCCGAAGGAUACGAUGCUGCGCGAGUACCAGCAGGAGAUUAUGCGUCUCAAGGAGUUGUUAAAGGGCGAGGGAAGUACCCCACCGGCCGCGGUAAAUGGGCACUACGACGCGAACGGGUUGGAUGCGGAAAAGCAAGCACUCAGAUCGCAGUACGAUCAGGAGGUGACGCAUCUGCGCCGCGAGUACGAGCAGCAAAGGAUCGCCAAACAGGAGCUGGUGAAGGAUAUCGAGAAGAUAAAGGCGUACUACGAGCAGCAAAUGCAGCUGCUCACCUCGAGCCGGCAGCAAGCAGCGGACGCCGAGCAGCUUCGGCAGAGUACACCGGCCGUGGCCCUUGCCGGGCGGGAUCGUAAGGAAAUCUACGAUCGCAUCAAGCAAAUCAAGGACGCACUGAUCGGGGGCGAGCGAGCGAACGACAUACAGCUGAAGGAGAAGCGGUACCGCAACAAGCUGGCGUCCGAGAAGCGGAUCAACGCGCUGGCCCAGGCCCUCGGGCGGAUCGAGCAGUCGGCGGAUCGCGAUCUGCUCCAGGGCCACUACUCCGACAUACAGCAGGAGCUUAAGGUGCGCUGCGAGCAGAUAAGGGCCCUGCGCAGGCGCACCAAACUGCUCGAGCAGGAAGUGUCCGACAUUCAGGGCGAGUUUCAGCGCGAACGGGACGACUAUCUGGCCACGAUACGGCUGCUCGAGAAGAAGGUUCUGUUUUACGAGACCGUCUUUCAAAAGGCAAUGCCCGUGCUGCGCAAGGAUGGCCGAUACUGGAAUCUGGAGUGUUUGGAGCGCGAAUCGGAGUGGAACGAUGAUUUGCGCAAGUGGCGGUUGCCGGAUGAUACGCUGCUAAGGUUGCGCUUACCGCCGGCAGAAACGCCACCGCCAGCACCUUCACCACCACCGUCGGAUGUUUCAUCGCCCGGGAAGUUGAAUGGGCGCGAAAGCCAAACGUCCCUGACCGCACCGGGUCGGUUGGAGCGCAGCUCCACCAUGUUUCUUGCCAAAUUGCCCGAAUUCCAGCAGCACGACCGGAAGCCGCCAGACGAGCAGCCGCAGCGCAAAGGUGAUUUCCUCAGCAAAAGCACCAACAGCAAUCCCUUUCCGAAGAUUGAGGACGUUGCGAUGACUUACUUUCGGCCGCGGCGGGCCGCCGAGCUGGUGUACAAAAGUGGGUGGCGAUCUUUGCAAAAAUGAUGACGAUGAGGAUGGGUGAUCGUUGUGUUGCGCUAUUACGCUUUCGUGUUUUGGAGAAUAUGUGGAGAGAUUUUGAGAGAGAUUGUUAUUUGAUUAAUAUUUUAUUUACCGUGUUUUCUUUUGUAUAAUAAACAAUUACCUUUGAAAGCUCCUGUUAA